Molecule: messenger RNA, 1950 nt
Organism: Brienomyrus brachyistius
Lineage: Eukaryota; Metazoa; Chordata; Actinopteri; Osteoglossiformes; Mormyridae
Product: olfactory receptor 10J5-like
Exons: 3
Coding region: 306-1064 (252 amino acids)
Biological process (GO): G protein-coupled receptor signaling pathway
Cellular component (GO): membrane
Molecular function (GO): olfactory receptor activity
Source: RefSeq, a predicted model, not a curated record
AAAUGAAGAAUGUAUUUCAUUAGGGACAUUCAGACCCUAAUGGACAGGCUGCUCAUAGAUUGUCUUUCUAAAUAAUCGCAUUAUAUUCAAGCAUUUAAUGUUUUUGCUUCAGAAUAUUUUUGUUUCUUUUUGUUUUUUCUAGAUCAACAGUUGCGAUUGGAUGCACGACUAGUUAAAGGUACAAACUCCAAUGAAGUGUGUCUAACCUGAUUCUGAGGGCGUAGUUUUAUUUAUGCUUCAUAACAAAAGAAUCAUAUUUUAAAAAGUAAGACCGGAUUUAUUCUGAUUUUCUUCUGAGUUCAACAAUGGAAAAUUCUUCUCGUGAAAUUGUUUUUUCCCUCAUUGGACUGAAUGACACAAGAACAAACAAACUGAUUUAUUUUUCCUGUUCAUUUCUCAUCUAUUUGUUCACAAUUUUUGUGAAUAUAACUCUGCUUGUGACUGUCAUGCUGGACAGAGUUCUGCAUGAGCCCAUGUACAUCUUCCUAUGUAAUCUGUGUGUCAAUGGGAUUUAUGGUGCUACAAGUUUUUACCCCAAAUUUCUGCUGGACCUCCUAUCAGAUUCACAGAUUAUCUCAUACAGCGCAUGUAUUUUAAUUGCAUGUCUUCUGAUGGUCAGGCUGCCUUUGUGUGGGUUCAAAAUUGAUAAGCUUUAUUGCACAAACUGGGAAGUGGUGAAGCUCUCCUGCAUAGACACUAGUGUGAAUAAUCUAUUUGGAUAUGGAUUAGUCGUCUCUCAUUUCAUCCAAGCACUGCUGAUUGUAAUCUCCUACUUCCAUAUCAUCAGAACUUCUGUGCGAUCGAAAGCAGGACAGAACAGGUUCAUGGAGACCUGUCUGCCUCAUCUGAUCACUCUGACUACCUUCUGUCUAUUUGCUUCAUUUGAUGUCUUAUAUGCACGUUAUGGAUCCAGCAGCAGCCUGCAGGGUCUCCGUAACUUCUUCUCCAUAGAGUAUUUGAUCAUCCCUCCCCUGCUCAACCCCCUCAUUUACGGCCUCAAGCUGAAGCAGAUUCGUCUGAGUGUCUGGAGGCUGCUCAACAGAAAAGUCAGUGCACUGACAUAGAUUCCAGAAUGUUCUUCCUCUCAAUAAACAAAAUCAGUGAGAGACUGAAUUUUUUUUCAUUAACUCUUAAGGUGUGAUUGUAAUGAUUUCAAAAUUAGUCAUAUUGAAGCAUGACAGGACCUCGGUGCUAAAUGUGAGGUUCUAAUACUGAUGACAACCUCAAAUGCAUUUGGCAGCAAAUCAGCUGCUACCUUUUGCUGGUUAGGAUCAGCUACUCAAAGCUCAGGGUUUAAUAGAGAAGCUGCGCCCCCUUGUGUCCGUCACAGAUAUAUUACACACCACAGUCUGUAGUGAUGAGAGUAAUAAUCAAUGCUGAUGUCUGCUGCUUCCUGUGGGGGGCUAUAAUAGAGCUAUCACCUGCUACCUCCACUAAGAGGCUAAUCAUAGUUCACAUGACUCUCACUCCACCUUUUGGGACCCAGAGAUUUAUUAGUCCAUCCCAUCAUUACCCAUCACUUUAUGCAUUUGUAACCCUUAUUAUCUUCUUCUCUCCUGUCUUAUUGUUUUUCUGGGUAACUCCUCUUUCCACAUCAUAAUCAUGUCUCUACUAUAAGGAGGAAUUCUGAUUUGUACCAAAGACUAAACAAACAAACAAACCCUAUAAGCUCCUACAUCUGCUUCACCUCUACGACCCAGCAGUACCAAGAAUAGCUAAAUCAUCACACUUAAGCUGUAAUUUGAAGGAAAAUUCCCCCAAACUAGUAAUCUCCCUAUGAAACUUUCAACAAAUAGACUCCUUUGGGCAGCAGGCAUCUGUAAUCUAAGGGCUGCAAGCCUAUUUUGGGCACUUAGCAAUGCUGAAUAAUUUCCCCAACUCAAAAUACGUCAUUUAAAUCCCGAGAAACUAAGAAACCCUCACAUUACACAGAAGCUGUCAGACUCUGCU